Molecule: messenger RNA, 2452 nt
Organism: Arachis ipaensis
Lineage: Eukaryota; Viridiplantae; Streptophyta; Magnoliopsida; Fabales; Fabaceae
Gene: IRE1A
Product: Endoribonuclease/protein kinase IRE1-like protein
Biological process (GO): mRNA processing; protein phosphorylation; intrinsic apoptotic signaling pathway in response to endoplasmic reticulum stress
Cellular component (GO): IRE1-TRAF2-ASK1 complex
Molecular function (GO): ATP binding; protein serine/threonine kinase activity; RNA endonuclease activity
Source: RefSeq, a predicted model, not a curated record
AAUUAUUGUUAUGGCAAAAUUAUGUUUUUCGAGGCCAUAUGUUGCUCGUACACCUACCUUUUCAGAUGAUGGAGCAGUUACACUUGGAUCCAAGAGAAGCACUUUGUUUGAAGUUGAUGCUAAAACCGGAAGGAUCAUUCAAACCCAUAGUAUGUCUGAUUCUGAUAAUUCUUCUACAUCUUGGAGUGAUGACAAGAAGAGUGAUACAGAUAUCCUUAUAACAAAGAAAAAGGAUCUUGCUAAUCCUACGGAGCUGAAUUCGCCGGAGUUGCUACUCAAGAUAUUUAGGACAGAUUAUUCUCUUCGAUCUGUUGGUCCUAGUUCAGGAGUAGUUUUGUGGACUAUGACUGUAUCCGAAUUCGAGGCUGUAUUAUUAUGCCAACAUACUUCAUUUGAUGCCGAUGAUGAGUAUGUUUCUGACAGUGAGCUCGGUUUUGCGAUGCCAUAUCCAUGUCAAGAGAUCCAACCAGUCUUUCGCUUGCGUAAGAAUUUUAUACUGGAACCCUCAAUCACUGAAAGGUUACCUGGUUCUGAUCAUGAAAACAGUAUGCUUUUGAUGCCUGCGUCAGAUUUGAUGCUUCCUUCACAAGCAAAUUUUGAAAAAUUAAAUGUCGAUGAUGGUAAUAUGAUGCUUCCUGUGCCAAUACCAAAUUCUUUGCCUUCCCCGAAACCAAAAAUUGUCUAUCCAAGCCGAAUGCAUGAAUGGUCAACACCAUUACGUUUUAUGAUGCUUAUGGUUUUGGGCUUUGUCCUCUAUACUCUAGUGGUUAAAAGUAAAGAUACGCCAAAGGAUCAAAACCAGUCUGAAUCGAAAAUUUUGCCUGCUAAGAAAAAGAAGACACGUAAGUCAGGAAAGAACAAUGUAGCAGUUGACAAAAAGGAAAAACAUCUGUCCUCCGAAGAUGAGGAUAUGCUGAUGCGAAAGGAUCUCGACGUAGAAGCAGGCGGGUGGAUGCAAUUUAACCAAAUUGACCAAGGUGUUGACGGACGCAGGGUUGGUAAACUGCUUGUGUCAAAUAAAGAAAUUGCUAAGGGAAGCAAUGGCACCAUUGUCUUUGAGGGAAUAUAUGAAGGUCGGGCAGUUGCUGUCAAGCGUUUGGUCAAGACUCAUCAUGAUGUAGCAUACAAAGAAAUCCAAAAUCUGAUUGUAUCUGAUCAUCACCCAAACAUUGUUCGAUGGCAUGGGGUAGAAUAUGAUCAAGAUUUUGUUUACCUUGCUCUGGAACGAUGUACAUGCAGCUUGGAUGAUUUUAUUCAAAUUUAUUCGGAUAUAUCAGAUAACCCUCUGCUUAGGAAGAACCAAGCUUUCAAGUCUUCUAUUAAGGCCCAAAUUGAUAUGGGGAAGGAUAAUAUGCAUGGUUUGUGGAAAGCCAAUGGCUAUCCAUCACCUCUAUUACUGAAAUUGAUGAGAGAUGUCGUUUCUGGGAUUGUUCAUUUGCAUGAACUAGGAAUAAUACAUCGUGAUUUGAAACCCCAAAAUGUUUUGAUAAUCAAGGAAAGAUCCUUGUGCGCAAAGCUUUCUGAUAUGGGCAUUAGCAAACGCCUCCCUGAAGAUAUGUCUGCUUUGGGUCAUAAUGCUACUGGGGCUGGCAGUUCAGGUUGGCAAGCACCAGAACAACUUGGUCAAGGACGCCAAACACGGGCCGUAGAUUUAUUUAGCUUAGGUUGUGUCCUCUUUUUCUGCAUGACUGGGGGGAGACAUCCAUUUGGAGAACGGCUUGAACGCGAUGUUAAUAUUGUGAAAAACAGAAUGGAUCUUUUCUUAGUGGAGUUCAUUCCUGAAGCAGAAGAUCUAGUUUCUAGUUUACUGAACCCUAACCCUGAUAUAAGGCCAAAGGCAAUUGAAGUAUUGCACCAUCCAUUUUUUUGGAGUCCAGAAAUGAGACUGUCAUUUUUACGCGAUGCCAGUGAUAGAGUGGAACUAGAAGAUAGGGAGACUAAUUCUGUUCUUCUGAACGCAUUAGAACGCAUUGCUACAGUCGCAUUAGGUGCGAAAUGGGACGAAAAGUUGGAACCAGCCUUUCUUACUAACAUUGGUCGAUAUCGACGGUACAAGUAUGAUAGUGUUCGAGACUUGUUGCGCGUCAUGAGGAACAAGCUAAAUCAUUAUAGAGAGUUGCCUCAAGAAAUCCAGGAACUUGUGGGAACUGUUCCGGAAGGAUUCAAUGAAUACUUUGCAAGCCGAUUCCCAAGGCUAUUAAUCGAAGUGUAUAAAGUUAUAUCCAAGUAUUGCAAAGAAGAACAAUGUUUUGAUAGGUAUUUCAAGAACCUUAAUUAGUGGCUUCAUCUAUUCAUUUGCCCCUGGUACCUAAAGAAUAUAUGAAUUAUCAACUAGGCAAAGAAUGCUGUUGUACUAUUAAGAUUACAUGUAACAUAGUGUAUUUAUGUUCACAAUGGUUAAUGUAAAUCUAAUCCAAAGUUACAGCUUCAUAAUUGUUAUUUCUUUUUAACA